This is a messenger RNA of Saccostrea echinata, 5888 nucleotides long. RefSeq lists its product as uncharacterized. NCBI's taxonomy places the organism in Eukaryota, Metazoa, Mollusca, Bivalvia, Ostreida, Ostreidae. The record is from RefSeq and is a predicted model, not a curated record. The transcript has 2 exons. Bases 18 to 5315 code for a protein of 1765 amino acids.
UUAGAAAGCAUUUGAAUAUGGAUUCUACAAAACUAAAGCAAUUCUUGCUUCUCAAAGAACUUGAACAACAACAAAUUACGGUCAACCAUGACAAGUUGCGGAGACUGGAUUCGGGGCGGAAACCAAACAUCAUCUUUGAAUCCGGUGGAACCAAAACAGACAAUGCUUGGAACCGUCGUGGUUCUUCAACAGCUUCGUCGGAUUCCGGAUUUCCGAUUUCACCGAGCCCGCCUCCGUCGGCAAACUUUAAGACUCCGAAAUCGGACGUCUUUCCCCAUUCAUCAACUAUGCAUGCUCUUGGCGAACAAUCCGACGACGAAUUAGAUGUUCCUCCUUUACCAACAUCUCAUCCCCCUGAAGUCUUAAUGCGUCCAUUUUCACCGGAUGCCACGUCUACAUUGAAUUCUAGUGAAAAUAAUACUUUUCUAACACAAACAACAGCUAAUGAUAACAGAGAAUCUUAUGACUCCCAGUCUGAUUCCACUGACACUUCGUCUUAUGACAGCUCUGAGGAAUCAGAUUCUUGUAAUCAUUACGUAGUAACAGAGGAAACGUCACAACAAAACACAGUUUGUCUGCUGCCAUUUGAGAUUUCAAAACUAGAAGGAAGUGUUAAAACUGUGAGAAGUAAAAUAAAACCGGGUACAGUACAAAAUAUUACAACGAUAUUUUCAAACAAAGCGAGACGAAUCAAAAGAGAAAAUAAAAGGAGAAAACGAAAACCAUUUUUACGUAACUCGAAAGAUGGGGAAAAUCGAAAUAAUACAUGUAUAGGAGAGCUCAAUAAAACGGGUGACCAUGCUCUGGAGAUUGUCGGUCAGGAGAGAAAUUCUAAAUCACCAAACAAUGAUAGCGAACAUGAGAUUGAGACAGAUGAUACAUGUAUUUUACAGAAGAAUACAAAUGUGCAUUCACAGUCUUCAGAUUCAGAGGAUGUUCUACAUUUUGCAUUUUCAGGUCAAAAUCAAGAGUAUUACACAAACCCAACGGGGAAAACAAAAUCUCAGCUGGGUGACAAUAAGAGGUAUAAAGAUGGUGAGUCAAAUUUUGUAAACAGUUGUAUUUCUUCGAGUGCAACUGACGAUAUUGGCCUUGGAAACAAGGCUUUACAAACAACUUCAGUUGAAUUAAAGGAAGUGUCUCGGUCGAUAAAUUCGGAUAAUGAAAAAACUGUAGGUGUGCAUCAAUGUGUUUGUGAAAAUGAAAUAGUUAAAAAUAAAAGAAAUUCCAAAGAAGAUGUAAACUUUAUUCAGGAUGAAACUCAAGCUUCAAAAACUCCUUCAAGCUUAAAGAGUAUUGCCAGUAUCUCCGAUGGCAAUACUGGGGGUUUUGUUGAUAAGUUUGCCGUGUGCAAUAUAUAUCAGACAGGAAAAAGGGACUCAGAUAUACCAGAAACUGAAAUUACAGAAUCUCACACCUGCUUGGACAAUGUUCAAGAAAUUUACGCACCAUCGGUGAAUGAAAUAUUGGACGGGAAAAGCGAAAUAAGUUCUGAAAAGGUUUUUGCAUUACAUCACAGUCCAGUGCCUGACCUUCGGAGAGGUCAAUCUCAAACUUCUAGGCCUAAAUUGAAUGAGAAUAGACAGGAAACAGACUCCGAGUCGUCAGAGGAAAGUGAUUUGAAUGACUCUCAGGAGGAAAACAAAUAUGGUUCACCCGAGAUUCCCUCGGGUGGAUCCAGAGAGGCCAGUCCGUGCCACACAGCGGGCAGUGUAGAGGACGGAAUAUUAGAUUUACAGAAAGCCGUGGAAAGGAAUAACGCAUUGCUCAGUCGAAAUCUGAAGGAAAACUCAAAACUCCUGGAUUCGCUUGAAGAUGAUGUUGAAAGUGAUAGCAGUAGCGAUGACAAUGUUCAUUCAAACGGAGAAUAUUUAAUUUCUGCAGUGAACUCUUGCCAAAAUGAUGUCAGUUUUGGUGACAAACAGACUAAAAGUCACGCAGAUAUGGAGGGUGGGUACAAAAGUGUGAUCAACUUAGAGGGAGAUAAUAAUAGUAAACAACCGCAGGGAACAGUCAGUCAUAAGGAAGAAAUUGCUACUGUAGAUCUAAGAGAUGUACAAAAAAGCACUGCCUCAACCGACGCUGUUGUCUACAGCUCAUCGCCAUCUAACGAAAAUCAUCGUGAUUUACUGGAUUAUAAUGGCCCUGGGUCCAUGGAGGGCCAUAUGAAAAAUAAUAAUAGUUUGAACGAUUCAAGUGUGUCUGGAGAAUGUACUUUCCAAACUAACAGUACAAGUCUUUCCAUAACUAAAUUAGCGAGUGUUGAAACAGUAUCCCCUCAAACUAAAGAGGAAUCUCGUAAAUAUGCUGAAUGUGUAAAUACUGCUCCUCAAAUUAAUGAAAAUUGUGAGAAAGUUUCCUGUGACAGCACAAACCUUACCACUAACAUAGUGAAUGACACUGGGCUUCAUGGAAACCAUGUUCGCAUCAUUUGUCAUGACCACCAAGUUAACCAAGAUGAUGGAAAUGAUAGAGCAAAGGUGAUACAACAGGAAUGUGAAAAUGCAGAAAACAAAGUUUAUGAAAGUAAAACAUUGCCAUUUGUCAAGUGUAAUCCUUUAGAAAAAGAGCGCAGCGAGGCGUAUCUGGCUCGGGGCACUCAACGCGUCUCAGGAGUGACAGCUAACGUAUCUACAUACGCUACACCUUACCACCAGGUAUCAGAAGGCAGUACACAUCCAAGCGGAGAGCAGCAAAGCUCAAGUGUUCCCGAAUUUUAUGCUUUGCCAGGAUCAUUUAAAACCGACAAAAUAGUGUCCUUAAAAGAAUUGUCCGGCAUCGCCCGGUCGAUGCCGGACAGGUAUUCCGGAUACACUUCGUCCGGAUCGGAUAGUUCCAGCUACACGGGAGGCAGGAAGGUCCGCACUAAGACAACAACAUUACGCUCAGGAAGAGGGGGUGACAGAGCGGAGGAAAAUUUGGAUAUAGAGUCCAAUACGCAUUUAAAACAUCUGGCCGAAACCAUUUCUAAGCUGAAUGGGGAAAAUAACGAUGAGCUCUUACCGGAAAUAAAUCAGACAGUGACCAAGUUACCGGGCGGAAAUUUAGUGAUUACAACAUUAACGCACAAGAUUGUGGAAGAAGAAGAUGACGAAAAGAAGGUCACCCAUCCUCCACAAACUGAAGAAGACGACAGACGAUAUAUCGUACAAGACCACAAAGGAAACUAUUACAUGGUGGAAGAUAUUACGGAUGAAUCUCAAGAGAGUGCUUACUUCAGUACCUCCUCAGAAUCUCACAAUACUUCAGACGGGUUUGGAUAUAGUGGUCAGAAUUUCCAAGGCAUCUACAAUCUACAGGCUGUUGGGAGAUCAGGCAUUGAUCACGACACUGCAGAGGAGGUAUUGCUUGGUCUGUACAAUCCUGGUGGGUAUAUGCAAAUCCAAGAAAUAGACGAACGCACCGGAGAAGGUCAUUAUCUCCGAGAACACUAUAGACCUGGUGGUCAGUGUGGUACUAUGUCUUCUGAUACCUCCUACAACAAACAACUGACUAGUUACGAUGAAACCGACAAGGUACAUCGCCCCAUACCUCAGACCAUUGGUUCAUCAUCGGUCAAGACAGUGCGGCAUUCCUAUGAAAUGGAAAAAGAAGAAGGUGACCAAGAGGGUUACAGGAGGAGCGAGGCUAUGCAGACUUCACAGUCCCAUGCAGAUAACACUGGUAUCAGCAAUUCAAAUUCCUCUUACAUGAUGGAGGCGAGUGCCUUGAUGUACCCACCGGUGCUUCCUCCACCCGUGAUAAUGCCGCCACCUAUUGUACCGCAACCACCUGUCCCGGUCUGUCACAUGGCUGUAGUAGACGUCACGCCUUCUCCCCCUAAAAUUGAAGAAACCAGGGAAGAAAGAACAGAAAAAGUAGAAGUCAGACCAAAGGAUGUAGAACGCCCAAUCUACAAGUCAGUUGCUCUUGUUAAAGGUCCGUAUGAGGCACCAAAAUGGCAGAAACAACGCCGAGAAUUCAUACCUGCAGAAAUAGAGGAUAAGAAAUGUGUGGUUUUAAAUAGCAGAGCGACUGAAGACAGACAUGAAGAAACUGUUGAGGAAGUGACUACUAAGGAAUAUUACACAAUGAAAAUGUCGUCUGGUGGUGUUACAGAAGAUGGAUUUCAUAACAGAUCUUCUAUUGAAACUCAAGCUCCGCACAAAUUCAAAACCGAGAAAGUGUUCCAGAUAAACGGUUCGGCACCAUCGCCAAUUGCUGACAGACAUUUUAAGAGCAAAUUUAACGUUACGACAGAGAGUCGCCCUGUACCUAUUUCUAACGAAUCAAGACAGACAUUCUCCACAAAAUAUCAAGUGAAGAACGAUUUUGAUCGUCAUCAUGAUGCUUUUCCGCGUCACCAUGAUGCUUAUCAGCGUCAUCAUGAGACUUAUCAAGGACAUCAAAGUGCUCCCCAGCGUCUCCAUGAUGUUUAUCAAGGUCAUCAUGAUAUAUACCAAAAUCAUACUGGGGAAGAGAGAGACAUUCACGUCGUUAGAGGGAAUAUUUUGAUUAAGAAUAAUCUGGACCAGGAUCUAGACGAGUAUAAUGAUAAUAUUAACCUGUUUGACCAAGCCUUUAACAUGACGAAGGAGAACCCAGUUUAUCAUAGUGAUGAGGAUAUUUAUAAGCGCUUUGAAAGGGAGAGAGAGCAAGAGCGAGCGCACAACCAGCGCUUUCAAGACAGUCUUAAUAACGACAUCACCUUUGAAACCGUAGACCGCUUCACCAAAUGUAAAGAAGUCAAAAGACAGCCUCGCCCCAAGAAGAACUUGAGUGAACUGUUACUGUCCAAACUUGCUACCAUUGACUCCAAAGAUAUACGCCAGCACAUCGACGUUAAACAUCAUCACGAGGACAUCUACGGCGAUAUUAGCCUAAUUCACGCCGACGGCAGCCGCGCCGGGCAAAACGGAACCUCCAACUUUGACUCAGUUGCAGAAAAUGUAGAUCUAAUGUUAAAGAAUGGGAAAGCUUUUAUCACAGUGACUGUGACAGCUGAGCGAAUCACCCCGAUAGAUAUAGAAUUCAAUGUGUGGCGAAAGAACCAAGCUAUCGUCACCCGCGUCAUAGAGAUUGACUUCUUCGCUAACGAGCAGCGUAGACGUCUGUACGAGACCGUGAUGGAGAGAGCGCAGACGCGAGAAACCGGAAAUGGGGGAUAUACAUAUGUCAAUCCGCGGGAAACUAUGCUAUCCAGCGAAGAAACACUGGACUUGUUCACUGAAAUCAUGGACACGACUGACGGAGAGGGGGAUAAAGAAGAUAUAACAGUACGAAAGAGUCAAAAGAAAACCAGGAUACCCGGAAAUAACCUGGACUUCCUGUACUAACCCUGCAAACCCAUCACCUCCCAUUUCGUACUUUCGGUUAGGAGGUCCAAAUAUUUAAGUGCUGACACAUAAAAACUAGCCCACUGUGAUAAAAACGGUGUAGCUGAUAUUAUUGUGCAUUCAUUCAAAUAUCAAAUGUCACUGGUAGUAUGACAGAAGACAAAAAUUCACAAUUUUAUUAUGAUAAAGGGCAAAAUGUAAAUAUUGUAAAAUAGUGAAUAUUUAUUGCAUGUAACUUACACUACAAAUGCUUGUAGUUUAUUUUUAAUGUAAGUGCUAUGUAAAAUUUUAAACGCUUAUUUGCGAACAUGUUUAUGCUUUUUUUUCCCUACGCAAUAAAACUGAUUUUUCCUUAAGCAAUAAAAAGACCAACAUUUCAAGCAUGUACAAUAUCUGUAGAUUUGAGAUCAUUUGUAACACUAAAUGAAAAUAUUUAUAAAUAAUUCUAGUUCAUGUAUAUCCGCCUGCUUUAUACAUGUACCAACAAUAUAUGACCCUGCAGUACUUACUAAAAAAUAAUUAUGUAAUGAUUUGUUUACAUUAUAAGUAUAAAAUAAAUAUAUUGGAGUUCUA